Molecule: messenger RNA, 4108 nt
Organism: Argentina anserina (silverweed cinquefoil)
Lineage: Eukaryota; Viridiplantae; Streptophyta; Magnoliopsida; Rosales; Rosaceae
Product: coatomer subunit alpha-1-like
Exons: 4
Coding region: 157-3816 (1219 amino acids)
Biological process (GO): intracellular protein transport; retrograde vesicle-mediated transport, Golgi to endoplasmic reticulum; intra-Golgi vesicle-mediated transport
Cellular component (GO): COPI vesicle coat
Molecular function (GO): structural molecule activity; protein binding
Source: RefSeq, a predicted model, not a curated record
AGAGCUCUGCUUUUGCUUGGAAACAUGAAAAUAGAUCUGCAAGGUCACCACUGACUUGGUGCCACUCUCUCUCUCUCUCUCUCUCUCUCUCUCUCUCUCUCUCAUCAAUUCAAUUCCCGAUCUGAAAUCCCUCUCCGGCGCGUUGUCAGAUCCAAGAUGCUGACGAAAUUCGAGACCAAGAGCAACCGCGUCAAGGGGCUGAGCUUCCACAGCAAGCGGCCAUGGAUCCUGGCGAGUCUCCACAGCGGUGUCAUCCAGCUCUGGGAUUACCGCAUGGGCACUCUCAUCGACCGCUUCGACGAGCACGACGGCCCCGUCCGCGGCGUCCACUUCCACUCCUCUCAGCCUCUCUUCGUCUCCGGCGGGGAUGAUUACAAGAUCAAGGUGUGGAAUUAUAAGUUGCAUCGGUGCCUGUUUACUCUUCUUGGACACCUUGAUUACAUCCGUACCGUGCAAUUCCAUCAUGAGUACCCUUGGAUUGUGAGUGCUAGUGAUGACCAGACGAUCAGGAUAUGGAAUUGGCAGUCCCGGACUUGUAUCUCUGUGCUCACUGGGCACAAUCAUUAUGUCAUGUGUGCCUUGUUCCAUCCCAAGGAGGAUCUUGUUGUCUCAGCAUCAUUGGAUCAAACUGUGAGGGUUUGGGAUAUAGGCGCACUCAGGAAGAAAACAGUUGCCCCUGCAGAUGACAUCCUGCGACUGAGUCAAAUGAAUGCAGAUUUCUUUGGUGGAGUUGAUGCUGUUGUUAAGUAUGUCUUGGAGGGUCAUGAUCGGGGUGUUAAUUGGGCCUCGUUCCAUCCUACACUCCCGCUGAUUGUGUCUGGAGCUGAUGAUCGACAAGUGAAACUUUGGCGAAUGAAUGAUACAAAGGCUUGGGAGGUGGACACUUUAAGGGGGCACAUGAACAAUGUAUCAUGUGUUUUAUUCCACUCGAGGCAGGAUAUUAUUGUUUCCAAUUCAGAAGAUAGGAGUAUCCGAGUCUGGGAUGCCACAAAAAGAACCGGUCUUCAGACAUUUCGCAGAGAGCAUGAUAGGUUCUGGAUUCUUUCAGCGCACCCUGAAAUGAACCUUUUGGCUGCUGGUCAUGAUAGUGGCAUGAUUGUAUUCAAAUUGGAGAGAGAGCGCCCUGCUUUUUCUGUCAAUGGUGAUUCUAUGUACUAUGUCAAAGAUCGUUUUCUCCGCUUUUAUGAGUUCUCAAACCAGAAAGACACUCAGGUUAUCCCUAUUCGAAGGCCUGGUUCUUCCACCUUGAAUCAAGGGGCGAAAACUCUAUCUUUUAGCCCUCUAGAGAAUGCUGUUUUGAUAUGUUCAGAUACAGAAGGGGGUUCUUAUGAACUAUACAUAAUUCCCAAAGACAGCUAUGGUCGGGGUGAUACUGUGCAGGAGGCAAAAAGAGGAGUUGGAGGGCCAGCAGUUUUUGUGUCUCGAAAUAGAUUUGCUGUGCUUGAGAAAAGCACCAACCAAGUCUUAGUUAAAAAUAUGAAAAAUGAGAUUGUCAAGAAGAGUGCCCUUCCUUUUGUUGCUGAUGCAAUAUUUUAUGCUGGAACUGGAAGCUUGCUCUGCAGGGCAGAAGAUAGAGUUGUCAUUUUUGACCUGCAACAGAGAAUUAUUCUUGGAGAGCUUCAAACUCCUUUUGUAAGGUACAUAGUUUGGUCUAAUGACAUGGAGAACGUUGCUUUACUCAGCAAACAUUCACUUGUGAUAGCCAAUAAGAAACUUGUUCAUCAAUGCACUCUACAUGAGACCAUUCGUGUGAAGAGUGGAGCUUGGGAUGAUCAUGGUGUCUUCAUAUAUACAACUUUGAACCACAUCAAAUACUGUCUUCCUAAUGGGGAUAGUGGAAUCAUCAGGACCCUCGAUGUUCCUGUUUAUAUUACAAAGGUGUAUGGAAGCACCAUACACUGCUUGGAUCGUGAUGGGAAGAACUGUGCUAUUGUUGUUGAUGCAACAGAAUAUGUUUUCAAGUUGUCCUUACUGAAGAAGAGGUUUGACCAGGUUAUGAGCAUGAUUAGGAGCUCUGAGCUCUGUGGCCAGGCAAUGAUUGCAUAUCUACAACAGAAAGGUUUCCCUGAGGUUGCCCUUCAUUUUGUGAAGGAUGAGAGGACUCGCUUCAACUUGGCACUAGGGAGUGGAAACAUACAGAUUGCUGUUGCUUCUGCUAAAGAAAUUGAUGAGAAAGAUCACUGGUAUCGGUUGGGAGUUGAAGCUCUUCGUCAAGGUAAUUCAGGCAUUGUAGAAUAUGCAUAUCAGAGGACAAAGAAUUUUGAGAGGCUAUCGUUCCUAUAUCUUGUUACUGGAAACUUGGAUAAGUUAUCCAAAAUGCUGAAAAUUGCUGAAGUGAAGAAUGAUGUGAUGGGCCAGUUCCACAAUGCUCUAUAUUUGGGUGACGUUGGGGAGCGUGUUAAGAUCUUGGAGAAUGCUGGUCAUUUACCCCUUGCAUAUGCUACAGCUAAAGCUCACGGCCUCCAAGAUAUUGCUGAACGGUUGGCAGGUGAGCUGGGAGAUAAUGUUCCUAUUUUACCCGAGGGAAAGUCUCCAUCUCUUCUGGUACCUCCUAGCCCAUUAAUCUGUGGUGGAGAUUGGCCCUUGUUGAAUGUUACAAAAGGAAUAUUUGAGGGUAGUCUUGAUAAUGUGGGCAGACAUGAUGAGGAUAUAUAUGAGGAGGCUCCAGAUGGUGAUGAUUGGGGAGAGGAGGGGGGUCUGGGUAUUGUUGAUGUGGAAGAGAUUCAGAAUGGAGCCAGUGGACCUCUGGGAGAUGAGGAAGCGGAUGAGGAAAUUGGAGAGGAAGGGUGGUUACUUGAAGAUCUUGAAAUUCAAACUGAGCAUGAUACUCCCAAAACUGCCAACAAUGCUCGUUCCUCUGGGUUUGUUGCCCCAACUCCAGGUAUGCCUGUAAGUCAAAUUUGGAGUCAAAAAUCUUCUCUUGCUGCUGAACAUGCAGCAGCUGGGAAUUUUGAUAUUGCAAUGAGAUUGUUGAGUCGGCAGUUGGGAAUAAAGAAUUUUGCACCCUUAAAACAAUUAUUCCUCGACUUGCACAUGGGAAGUCAUACAUAUUUACGCGCCCUAGCAACAGCUCCUGUGAUCUCCCUGGCUAUUGAGAGGGGAUGGAGUGAAUCAGUUAGCCCUAAUGUUAGGAACCCUCCUGCAUUGAUUUUUAAAUUUUCAGACCUGGAAGAGAAGCUUAAGGCAGGUUAUAAGGCCACAACUACAGGGAAAUUUACUGAGGCUUUACGACUUCUACUUGGUAUUCUUCACACAAUUCCGCUUGUUGUAGUUGAUACAAGGAGAGAGGUUGAUGAAGUAAAGGAAUUAAUCAUCAUUGUAAGGGAAUAUAUUCUGGCUUUGAAGAUGGAGCUUAAGAGGAGGGAACUGAAGGAUAAUCCAGUUCGUCAACAGGAGUUAGCAGCUUACUUCACCCACUGUAACAUCCAGAUGCCUCACUUGAGACUUGCAUUACUGAACGCCAUGACUGUUUGCUACAAGGCUGGAAAUCUCAACACGGCUGGUAACUUUGCCAGACGACUUUUGGAGACCAAUCCCACAAAUGAAAACCAAGCAAGGACAGCAAGGCAAGUCCUACAGGCUGCUGAGAAGAACAUGAAUGAUGCCACCCAGCUCAAUUAUGAUUUCAGAAAUCCAUUUGUGGUUUGUGGAGCAACAUAUGUGCCUAUUUACCGAGGACAGAAGGAUGUAUCAUGCCCGUACUGCAGUUCUCGGUUUGUUCCCACUCAGGAAGGGCAGCUUUGUACUGUUUGUGAUCUUGCAGUUGUUGGAUCUGAUGCCUCUGGGCUACUUUGCUCUCCGUCCCAGAUAAGAUGAUCUAUGCUGCUCCAUUAGGAUCCAUUUUUCAAUCUUCAGCUACACCGGCGAUAAUGCUAGUAUUUUUCACCUCCUUGAGCAGGGCUUUUUUAUUUUGAAGAAAGGGAUUUGAUUAGGUUGUGUUUCUCAUAUUUCUAUUUCAAAUUUGUUUGCGAGGUUCAUGAGCAUAUGGUUUUCACUGUAGUGAACUUGAGCAUUUUGGUCUAGGUGAUUCUUGUGACUUUUGAGAAUAAACAAAUUAGAUUGAGAUAGCAAAAUUUUCCUGCUUUCAUAUUAAACUUUGCUUUGUAUU